Siniperca chuatsi (mandarin fish) is the source of this 2980-nucleotide messenger RNA. It is a transcript of the gene cap1, whose product is annotated as CAP, adenylate cyclase-associated protein 1 (yeast). The transcript is spliced from 13 exons. The coding region runs from base 321 to 1745 and encodes 474 amino acids. Gene Ontology annotation, molecular function: adenylate cyclase binding; actin binding. The record is from RefSeq and is a predicted model, not a curated record. Gene Ontology annotation, biological process: regulation of adenylate cyclase activity; cytoskeleton organization; cell morphogenesis. NCBI's taxonomy places the organism in Eukaryota, Metazoa, Chordata, Actinopteri, Centrarchiformes, Sinipercidae. Gene Ontology annotation, cellular component: cytoplasm.
AGGAAAAUGAAUGUCAUGAUGACAUAUCUCUGCUGCAUAGCUUCUUCAGAUACAUCACAAGAGGAAGGAAAACGGUUGUUUCAUCUCUUUUCCACUCUUAUAUUGCUGCCCUCUGCCUUUCACACUCCUUAUAUGGGAAAGGAAUUAGUUGCGCGAACAAGGGCGGAAACGCGGCGCGGUGACAGCUGGGUAAAUUCACCGACAUACAGGAAGAAAUAGACGAAGCCAGUCUGCCCUGCGAGCCCGCACACCGCACACUCCCACGGCGGAAUUGACAGAGAUAUAAAAGACCAAAUCACUGCUUGAUCAGUUUAGCAGGUAUGGCCGAGUUGGCGAGUCUGGUGCAGCGGCUGGAGGUGGCGGUGGGUCGCCUGGAGUCCAUGUCAGGCCCUGGAGGCAGUGCUGGAAAUUCUGCUGGGGGAGCUGUAUCAGUGUACGUCGAGGCCUUUGACGAGAUCGUCAGCGGUCCUGUGGCCCAGUACUUCUCCCUCAGCCAGCAGAUUGGGGGUGAUGUCCAGAAACAUGCAGAAAUGAUGAAGCAGGCAUUCUCCUGUGAGAGAGAACUCCUCAUAAAAGCCUCUUCCUCCCAGAAGCCCUCUGAUGCAGUUUUGACGACUCUCCUGCAGCCGGUGUCCAAAGCAAUCCAGCAGGUGCAGACGUUUCGUGAGCAGAACCGCACCUCACCACUUUUCAACCACCUCUCUGCUGUGAGCGAGAGCGUGCCUGCCCUCGGAUGGGUCGCCAUGGCUCCUAAGCCAUGCCCCUAUGUUAAAGAGAUGCAGGAUGCCGCCAUGUUCUACACCAACCGUGUGCUCAAGGAGUACAAGGAAAAGGACAAGACGCAUGCGGACUGGGUGAAGGCCUAUGUCUCCAUCUGGACUGAGAUGCAAACCUACAUCAAAAAACACCACACCACCGGACUCACCUGGAGCACGAGUGGCCCCGUAGCUUCAGCCUCUGCAGCUCCCCCCAGUGCUCGUGCUGGUGGAUGUCCUCCCCCACCUCCCCCUGGACCUCCUCCUCCCCCCGUGGACUUCAGCGGACCCUCUAGUGGCGGUGGCGAUACUGGUGCUGACACUCGGAACGCUUUGUUCGCCUCCCUCAACAAAGGAGCCGACAUCACCAAGGGCCUGAAGCAUGUGGGCGACGACCAGAAGACCCACAAGAAUCCUUCCUUGAGGAGUCAGGCUGCUCCAAUACGUACCGGACCAAAACCUUUCGCUUCCACCACUCCCCGACCUGCUGCGUCCGCCACCCCGACCCGCACGCUGCCCCCUGUGUUGGAGCUGGAGGGGAAGAAGUGGAAAGUGGAGAACCAAGAGGGAGUGCAGGACCUGGUGAUCAACGACACUGAGCUGAAACAAGUGGUUUAUGCUUUCAAGUGUAACAAGAGCACCCUGCAGGUCAAGGGCAAAAUCAACUCCAUCACUGUAGACAACUGUAAGAAAAUGGGCCUGGUGUUUGAUGAUGUCGUGGGCAUCGUAGAGAUCAUCAACUGCAAGGAUGUUAAGGUCCAGGUGAUUGGUAAGGUCCCCACUAUCUCUAUCAACAAGACGGACGGUUGCCACAUCUACCUGAGCAACGACUCUCUGAGCUGUGAGAUCGUCAGCGCCAAGAGCUCAGAGAUGAACGUCCUGGUACCCAACAAAGACGGAGAAUUUACGGAGCUCCCUGUUCCUGAGCAGUUCAAGACUGUCUGGGACGGCAAGAAGCUCGUUACCACAGCAACAGAGAUCGCCGGAUAGACAGAGGCAGCAUAAGAAAUGGCCGCCCCUCCUCGACACCAUCCCCACCCUAUUUUUGCAAAUGCCUUCCCGAGUGAUCGACCACCCCACCAGCUAACUCUCACACUGUAGACUGAGAUUUGGACCUCAUGCGUUUUAUCUCCCGCCCUUCUUUCUUUAUCAGCCAAUCACAGCUUAAGCUGUCCCUUCCAUAAGCCAAUGAGAGGACUGCUCACUUUAUCUGGAGCAAAUCCUCCAGCCAAUCAGCAGGGAGCAGCUUGUCAUUCAAAUUUGGUUUUCCCUGUGAGCCAGUGAGCACUUUUCAAAAACAUUCAUGAGUUUUGCCAAUAGCUGGGAUGCUCUGUAUGAUAUAUAUUUUUUUUUAAUCUAUCUGGAUAAUGCUAAGCUAAACUUAACAUGUAGAAUAGCCAACAUGGGAACAGGGAAAUUGAUCCCUCUGCAACAAAAGCACUGCAGCCAAUCAGGCUCUACUAUCAGGAUGCUUCAGGCUAUUAUUCUUUUCUUUCUCCUCUUCCUGGUCCGGAGGGGCUGGUGUUUUUUAAGUUGUGGCCUGAUAAGUUUCUGUUCCGUUAUAUGCAAUUCACUGGUGAAGCACUUGUCGAACACAGCCCUUUUUAUAGAGGAUAAUGGCAUCCAUAUCACCUCCGCUGAUGUUGACCGUAACAAUAUUAACAUUCAUAGUGGAUAAUAUGAAAAACAAAAUGUUGACAGACUCAGAGCACAUAAAUAGGAGUAAAAACAAAACCACUGUCUAUUUCACAUCAUGAAAACUCAUCUAGAUGAUGUUGGAAUAAAUCCAUGUGCUUUCCAUUAAACCCACACAUAGGACAUUCCUGAGUAUUUAAAAAAAAAACAUUCCAUAUAAGGAGGCAUGUAAGAAAAAGUUUGUGAUAAAGAGCAAAGAGAUGUUGAUACAAAGUAGAAGAGACUGAAGGACAUAAUCAUUGAUUGUUGUUAAAUGCUUCACCUCCACCUCAGUCUCUAGAUUGGAAAUAUCUGCUGUAAUCAUCUGUAUAGAUAUGAAUAAUUAUGGAAUAGUCUUAAAAUAUUAGCCCGACCAUCAACGUCUGUCCACUCGCUCCUAGCCAUGUCUGCACUCUUUGAUCAGCUCUUGAAGCUCUUUGCUGAAUUUUUUUAUAUUGUCUCCCUUUCUUUUACCUCUUUUUUUUUUUUGGGUCCAAAAUCAGAAUCUGUUCAUUAGUACUGGAGACAUCAUUAAAAAUCUUGCAAUAAAA